GCAUCGGUGCAUUUUGGCAAUCUGUCGGCCUCGAAUUUGGAGCUAUGGAGUCAAUUUACUUUCCCCAAACGGAAUCCAUUCGCAUGAAAAGGAAAUUUGAUGUCAUCUCCUUUGUCGCGAUCGCUCCUUGGCCUCACAUGGCAGCUGCAGUAUGUUUGUUCCUUUUCCCCCUUCGAUUUGAUACUUAUUUUCGUGUCAUUUCUUAUUUGAAUCCCUUUCCCUCUCAUUUUCCCUCCUCCCAGUGCUUAAUUUUCAUCUGGGUUGUGAAAAUAGUCGAACCAGGCAAAUGGGUCUCUUCCCAUUUGCCCUUAUUUUGACCUCUUCGCUCUUUGUUUCGACGUUUUAUUCGGUCCAUGGAGGAAUUCCGACCACCAUUGAAGGGCCGUUUAAGCCUGUAACUGUCCCGCUUGACAAGAGCUUCCGGGGGAAGGCCGAGGACUUGCCGGAAACCGAUCCUCGAGUCCAGAAGAUUGGCGGGCGGUUUCAGCCGGAGCAAAUCUCUGUUUCUCUCUCGGCAAAUUAUGACUCCGUUUGGAUUUCUUGGAUUACAGGGGACUUCCAAAUUGGAGAUAACAUUCAACCGUUAGAUCCCAAAAGUGUCGCGAGUAUUGUUGUGUAUGGAAAGUUCAGAACGCCAAUGACUAACCAAGCCAAGGGUUACUCUCUUAUCUACAAUCAACUUUAUCCCUUUGAAGGCCUCAAGAAUUACACUUCUGGAAUUAUACACCAUGUUCGCCUAACGGGAUUGGAACCUGAUACUUUGUACCAAUAUCAGUGUGGAGACCCUUCAGUUGCAGAAGAAACGAGUGAUGUGUAUUAUUUCAGCACAAUGCCUGUUUCAGGGCCUAAGAGUUAUCCUAAUAGAAUAGCGGUGGUUGGGGAUUUGGGUCUUACGUACAACACUACAUCAACAGUUGAUCAUAUUUUGAGUAACCAUCCUGACCUUGUUCUACUGGUUGGGGAUGUAAGUUAUGCCAACUUAUAUCUUACGAAUGGCACCGGCUCUGAUUGUUACUCUUGUUCCUUUCCUGAAACUCCUAUUCAUGAAACUUACCAGCCUCGUUGGGAUUACUGGGGAAGGUACAUGCAGCCUCUAGUGUCCAAAGUUCCAUUAAUGGUGGUGGAAGGGAACCAUGAGAUAGAACUACAAGCUGGAAAUCAAACAUUUGCGGCUUAUAGUUCCCGAUUUGCAUUCCCAUCCGAAGAGAGUAACUCGUGUUCGACAUUUUACUACUCUUUCAAUGCAGGUGGCAUUCAUUUCAUAAUGCUUGGUGCCUACAUUUCAUAUGACAGAACAGGUGACCAGUACAAAUGGCUUGAGCAAGACCUGGCUAAAGUUGACAGGAAAGUUACUCCAUGGUUGGUAGCUACAUGGCACUCCCCUUGGUAUAGCACCUACACUGCCCAUUACAGAGAAGCAGAAUGCAUGAGAGUGGCAAUGGAAGACUUGCUCUACAAGUAUAAAGUCGACAUAGUCUUCAAUGGCCAUGUUCAUGCCUAUGAGAGGUCAAAUAGAGUAUAUAACUACACUUUGGAUCCUUGCGGUCCUGUCUACAUAACGGUAGGUGAUGGAGGUAACCGAGAGAAGAUGGCGAUUGAUCAUGCUGAUGAACCUGGAAACUGCCCGGAGCCAUCCUCGACACCGGAUGAAUUCAUGGGCGGCUUCUGUGCAUUCAAUUUCACAUCUGGCCCAGCUAAAGGAAAGUUCUGCUGGGAUCAGCAACCUGAUUACAGUGCAUAUCGUGAAAGUAGUUUCGGCCAUGGCAUUUUGGAGGUGAGAAACGAAACUCAUGCUCUGUGGACUUGGCACCGAAACCAGGACUCAUACGAAUCGGUUGGGGAUAUACUUUAUAUCGUACGACAACCGGAGAUUUGUCUAGUAGAAAAGAAGGUAUACAUAUACAGGCAUGGAAAACAAGAAGAAAUGUGACAUUAUAAGCAUGAUGAACUCAGCCAACAGUCUGGAGAACAGACAGAAUGGAGAUGGGGAAACUAAUUGAGGAGGUUAAGCAUUGGGUUUGUAUUCUUCUGAAACUCCUCCAAUUUUAAUGCUCCUAAAUAACCAAUUUUCUUGAGGCAUUAGAUAAAUGAGGAUGUGAUUUUAGCAUUCCAAAUUUGGCCCGGUUUAAAUCCUAUUUUGAUCCUUCAGCUUUCAAUCUUAUUUCAUUUUAGUCC
This is a messenger RNA of Momordica charantia (bitter melon), 2175 nucleotides long. Its product is annotated as purple acid phosphatase 15. The record is from RefSeq and is a predicted model, not a curated record. Gene Ontology annotation, molecular function: metal ion binding; acid phosphatase activity. Lineage: Eukaryota; Viridiplantae; Streptophyta; Magnoliopsida; Cucurbitales; Cucurbitaceae.